Messenger RNA from Penicillium coprophilum, 2160 nucleotides. Its product is annotated as anoctamin family protein. Lineage: Eukaryota; Fungi; Ascomycota; Eurotiomycetes; Eurotiales; Aspergillaceae. Gene Ontology annotation, biological process: chloride transmembrane transport. Gene Ontology annotation, molecular function: chloride channel activity. The transcript is spliced from 6 exons. Gene Ontology annotation, cellular component: cortical endoplasmic reticulum. The record is from RefSeq and is a predicted model, not a curated record. The coding region runs from base 1 to 2160 and encodes 719 amino acids.
AUGGCGACAAUCCCAGAUAAUGUCCAGGAGUAUAAUCUCCAUGUGGACUAUGUCAUCCGUUACAGCUUCGGAGACGUAGACCGAUCGCAGGCAAUUUUGCAGCUGGAAAAACUGCUUCAGGCACUGGCCCAAGUUGGUCUACAGGUAGAAGUACGACAGGGCGAUGAGUCGUCUUUGCUUGUUUUUGUGAAAGCUUCGGAAAAGCGGCUGAGACGGGCGGUCUAUCGGUCGCGAGUACGAGACUGGCUUUAUGGUAUUCGAAAUGCUGAGCCCACCCCUUCCAACUCGACCGAGCCCCAGACCGAGGCUGAGCGCCUACGGGUGAUCAACCAGAUGAUUACACUUCCCAAGGAAGAGGGCGGUGCUGCUAUCACUCCCAACCAUGGCGAAUGGAAGAAUGUCACCGCUAUAUUCCCCCUUCAUGAUGUCGAUACAAAUAAAAAGUGGAUACGAGAUUGGAGCUCGAAGACCUUCCUCUCAGAUGACGACUUGGAUCAGAUCCGCAACAAGUUUGGAGAAAGUGUUGGGUUUUACUUCGCGUUCCUGCAGUCAUACUUCCGAUUCUUGAUUUUCCCGGCGGUCUUUGGAUUCUCUUGUUGGUUCCUCCUCGGCGGGUAUUCGAUUAUUUAUACUAUCGUCAAUUGCCUUUGGUGUAUCAUUUUUGUGGAAUACUGGAAGCGUCAGGAGCUUGACCUGAGCUGCAGGUGGCAGACCAAGAAUGUCUCAGCCGUUCGGACGAAACGACGAGAGUUCAAGGCAGAAAAGGAGGUUCGCGAUGAGGGUACUGGUGAGAUGCGCGGUGUGUUCCCGGCAACUAAGCGCAUGCAACGGCAGCUACUCCAAAUCCCCUUCGCCUUGCUUGCAGCAAUUGGCUUGGGUGCUAUCAUUGCGACUUGCUUCGCCAUUGAGAUCUUCAUCUCGGAGCUCUACAAUGGCCCAUUGAAAACAUACUUGAUCUUUAUUCCAACCAUUCUUGUGUCAGCGCUUGUUCCAACCAUGAGCGCUAUUUUGACAUCUAUCGCAACGAAGCUGAAUGACUACGAAAACCAUGAGACAAAGGAUGCGUAUGACGUUGCAUUGACUCAGAAGGUCUUUGUUAUCAACUUCAUCACGUCUUAUAUGCCAAUUUUCUUGACGGCCUUUGUCUACGUGCCAUUUGCUAGCCGGAUUGUCCCCUACCUCGAUGUCUUCCGCUUGACAGUCCGGCCUUUCGUAUCGAAGGAACAUGCCGUUGCAAAACAAUCGCACUUCCAAAUCGACCCAGCUCGUCUGCGCAACCAGGUUAUCUACUUCACUGUCACCGCGCAGAUCGUUGGCUUCGCCAUGGAGACUAUCGUGCCCUAUAUUAAGCAGCAUGCACUCCGCAAGUAUAAGAAGUACAACAGGGAGCGCAAUGGCAAGAUGGACCGGAGCGACGACAAAGAAUCGCCCGAAAGACCCGUCGUGUCCUUCGAUGAUCCGGCCGAGGAAGUGCAGUUCCUCACGCGUGUGCGUAACGAAGUCGAGCUUUCCGAGUACGACGUGACCGAUGAUCUGCGCGAGAUGUGCAUUCAAUUUGGAUAUUUGGCCCUUUUCUCUCCCACAUGGCCGCUUGUUCCCCUUUCAUUCUUUGUGAAUAACUGGAUCGAGUUGCGAUCAGACUUCUUCAAAAUCUGCAUGGAGUUCCGCAGACCUGUACCGUUGCGGACCGACACAAUUGGACCCUGGCUUGAUAGCCUGGGAUUUCUCUCCUGGGUCGGAAGUAUCACCAGUGCUGCGCUGCUAUACAUGUUCAGUGGCAACGCACAUCACGGGCCCAAUGGCGAGCCGACAGAUAUCAAAGGCUGGGCUCUGCUUUUGACAAUAUUUUUUUUCGGAACAUCUUUAUCUUAUUGUGAGGAGCGCGCUGAGCGUUAUCUCGUGCGCAAGCGCUAUAUUGAGUCGACUACCAAUACAGAGGCCGAUGAGGAGACGGAUGAGAAUGAUGCCACCUUUAUGGCUGAGUCAACUGGUCUCUCAAGGACGGAUCUCGAGGAUGAUGCUCGGCGUACAUCCUUGCAUGGCGCCGACCCAGCAGCCCGUUUCUGGAUGCAUCAGCGAGGCUGGACGGAGUCAGCGAAAAUUGGAGCGGGGAUUAUACAGGCACAGCCUAGCAACAGUACCAUGAAGAAGCAACAGUAG